GCAGCAGCGGCGGCGGCGAGAGGCGGCGCGGCGACCUGGGUGUCUUUCAGCGGUGUCUGUUUUGGGCGGCGAGAGCGGCUGGAAGGGAGGCAGGGCAGCGGCAGGAGGCAGGAGCGCGGCGAGCGCAGCGGGCAGAGAAUGGCGGUGAGGCGGCGGCAGAGGCGCGGGCCGGGCGGCGGGCGAGCGCUGCUGGCCGCGCUGCUGCUGUGCGUGUGGUGCCGGGCGGCGGCCGAGCGGCUCCGCUACGCCAUCCCCGAGGAGCUGGCCAGAGGCUCGCUCGUGGGGCCGCUGGCGCGGGACCUGGGGCUCAGCGCGGACCAGCUGCCGGCGCGCAAGCUGCAGGUGGCGUCUGCCGGCAAGAAGCAGCUGAAAUACUUCAUGGUGAAUGAGGAGAACGGGAACCUGUACGUGAACGAGAGGCUGGACCGGGAGGAGAUGUGCGGCGCGUCGGUGACCUGCUCUGCUAGCUUCGAGGUGCUGGUUCACAACCCACUGAACAUUUUCCAAGUACGGGUGGACAUCGAGGACGUGAAUGACAACUCGCCAGUUUUCAGCAAGGCUGCUCUGGACCUCGAGAUUGGUGAAUGGAUUCCUCCCGGCGCUCAUUUUCCACUGGAGAUGGCCCAUGAUGCAGACGUGGGCAGCAACUCGCUGCUGACUUACCAGCUCACCAGCAACCCGUCCUUCUCUCUGGUCAGUAGGAAGAGCCGGGAGGGAAGCAAGCAGCCGGAAUUAGUACUGGAGAGAGCGUUGGACCGGAAGGAAAGCUCCUUUGAGCUGGUGCUGACGGCCGUGGACGGCGGGGAACCUGCGAGGUCGGGACUGUUGAUUCGCAUCAACGUGACAGACGCCAAUGACAAUCCACCCGUGUUCAGCAAAAGGCCGUACGAGGACGACUUGCAGAGAAUUUGCCGGCGGGGUUCUAGUGCUGAACGGGUGCGGGCCACGGAUGCGGAUAUGGGCACCAACGGGCGCAUUACCUACCGCUUUGGGAAAAUGCCUGUCAAGGCACCUCAGUUGUUCGCUAUCGAUGCGGAGAGCGGGAAAGAUCACGCGAAGGGUCCCCUCGAUUUCGAGGAGAAGAAGAAAUACAUUUUGGCUGUGGAGGCGACGGACGGCGGGUCUGCUGAUCACUGCGAAGUGCAGAUCGACAUUCUGGACGAGAAUGACAACGCACCCGAGAUCACCAUUCUGUCACUGUCGAGCCCCGUGCCUGAGGACGCACCCGUGGGCACGGUGGUGGCCCUGCUGAACGUGAACGACCCGGACUCCGGCGAGAACGGUCAGGUGUCGUGCGAGCUGUCGGGAGAGGCGCCGCUGUCGAUCGUGGCGUCGUCGGGCGGCUCGUACAAGGUGGUGACAUCGGGCGCGCUGGACCGCGAGCAGGCGUCCGAGCAGCGCGUGACGGUGGUGGCCCGGGACCGGGGCAGGCCGGCGCUGUGGAGCAGCAGGGAGCUGGUGCUGGAGGUGUCGGACGUGAACGACAACGCGCCGGUGUUCGAGGAGGCGGCGUACAGCGCGUACGUGGCGGAGAACAACGCGGCGGGCGCGCUGGUGCUGCGCGUGCAGGCGCGGGACGCGGACGCGGGCGCCAACGGGCGCGUGAGCUACUGGCUGGCGGGCGGCAGCGCGGGCGCGGCGGGCGCGGCGCCGCUGGUGUCGGUGGAGGCGCGGAGCGGCGCGCUGUACGCGCAGCGCUUGGACUACGAGCAGUGCCGCGAGUUCACGGUGGCCGUGCGGGCGCAGGACGGCGGCUCGCCGGCGCGCAGCUCCACGGCCACGGUGCGCGUCUUCGUGCUGGACCGCAACGACAACGCGCCCAGGGUGCUCUGGCCCGCCGCGGCGGCAAGGGCGGCGGCGGGAGAGGCUGCGGGAGGGGCGGCGCCGCCUUUCGAGGUGGUGCCGCGCUCGGCCGAGGCCGGCUACCUGGUGGCCAAGGUGGUGGCGGUGGACGCGGACGCGGGGCGCAACGCGUGGCUGUCCUACGAGCUGGUGCAGGCGUCGGAGCCGGCGCUGUUCCGCGUGGGGCUGCACAGCGGCGAGGUGCGCACGGCGCGCGCCGUGGCCGAGCGGGACGCGGCCAAGCAGCGCCUGGUGGCCCUGGUGAAGGACCACGGGCAGCCGGCGCUCUCGGCCACGGCCACGCUGCACGUGCUGCUGGCCGACAGCUUGCGGGAGGCGCUGCCGGAGCUGAGCGAGCGCCCGGCGGCCGCCGAGGCGGCGGCGGCCGAGCUGCAGUUCUACCUGGUGCUGGCGCUGGCGCUGCUCUCGGCGCUCUUGGUGCUGAGCGUGGCGCUGGCCGUGCUGGCGCGGCUGCGCCGGGCCGGCCCGCCCGCCGUGCUGCGCUGCCUGGGCGCGCAGCGCUUCGCUGCCCGGCGCCGCCUUCCCGGCCGACUUCUGCGAGGGCACCUUGCCCUACUCCUACAACCUGUGCGUGCCGCCGCCGGCCCGCGCCCUGCCCGAGGCCGCUUGGCCGCCGCCGCCGCCGGUGCCCAUCCUGUCGGCGGAGGAGCUUCUGGGCGGCGAUUCCUGCGACAAGCCGAGCCUGAGCAGUACCGCCGUGACGGGAGAGCCGCCGGCCGAAUCCGACCGCUGGGCAGCGCUCGAUGCCUGCAGUGCCGGGAGGAGGCUGCGGGCGCCGCUGUUGACCGAGAGGAGCGAGAGGAAGCUCGGAGCCCUACCGGCAGCCCCGCCCGCUGCGACCGGUUCGAUCGGUUGUUCCCUUCGGAGGCGGGGAAUAGCUGGCCGCGGUGCGGUGCCGCAGCGGAGAUGUGCGCGGCGGGGAGGCGCUGGGGCCGGCGGCAGCGAGCUCUGCUCUGGGCCGUGCUGCUGGCGGCCUGGGAGGCGGCGUGGGGGCAGCUGCGCUACUCGGUGCCCGAGGAGAUGCCCAAGGGCUCCUUCGUGGGCGACGUGGCCAAGGACCUGGGACUGCAGCUGCCGGAGAUCCGAGAUCGCGGCGUUCGCAUUGUUACCGAAGGUCGGACGCAGUAUUUCGCUCUGCACGGGAAGACGGGACAUUUAGUGACGGCAGAGAGGAUCGACAGAGAGCAGCUGUGCGAGCGUGUGCAGCAAUGCGUGCUGCGCUGUGAGCUGAUAGUGGAGGGGGAAAUGAAGUUUUAUGGAAUAGAAGUGGAAAUCACGGAUAUUAACGACAACGCGCCCAGCUUCAAGGAAAUUGAGCUGGAAGAGAGAAUAAGUGAGACAACAGCCCCAGGGUCGCGAUUUCCCCUGGCUGAGGCUCACGACCCGGACUCGGGCCGGAAUUCCCUGCAGAGCUACGAGCUGAGCGGUGACGAGCACUUCUCGCUGGCCGUGCAGGCGGGCCCCGGCGGCGAUCAGCGUCCCGAGCUGGUGCUGGCGAAGGCGCUGGACCGGGAGGAGGCGGCGUUUCACGAGCUGCUGCUGAGGGCGAGCGACGGCGGCGAUCCGGCACGGACGGGCACGGCUCGGAUCCGCGUGACCGUGCUGGACGCGAACGACAACGCGCCCGUGUUCAGCCAGGCGGAGUACACGGUGCGUGUGCCCGAGGACGUGCCCGUGGGCUCUGUCCUCGUCACCGUCACGGCCACUGACGCCGACGAGGGGCUGUACGGACACGUGAAAUACUCGUUUAAGAAAAUCACAGAGAAAGCCUCGAAGAUAUUCUACUUGGACACUGAGACUGGAGCGAUCACGCUACUGCGGAGCCUGGACUUCGAAGAAGGCGACUCCUACGAACUGGACGUUCAGGCACGGGACGGCGGUGGCCUUUCCGACACGACAAAAGUCACGAUCACUGUGACAGACAUAAACGAUAAUGCACCCGAGAUUUCGGUGAGGUCAGCGCUCAGCGAGAUUUCUGAGGAUGCCCCUUCGGGGACGACGGUCGCCCUGCUGCACGUCCAGGAUCGGGACUCGGGGGCAAAUGGCGAAGUGCGCUGGUCGCUCGAUAGGGACGUCCCGUUCCGGCUGCAGAGCUCUCACGGCAGCUACUAUAGCGUGGUGACAGCGAGAGAGCUGGACCGGGAGCAGGUGUCGGAGUACAACGUGACGGUGCGGGCGGCCGACGGCGGGUCGCCGGCGCUGCAGAGCAGCGCGGUGCUGGCGCUGCGGGUGCUGGACGUGAACGACAACGCGCCGCUGUUCUUGGAGGAGCGCUACAGCGCGCGGCUGGCGGAGAACAACGCGGCGGGCGCGCUGGUGCUGACGGUGCGCGCCACGGACGCGGACUGGGGGCAGAACGCGCGCGUGCGCUACCGGCUGGCGGAGGGGCGGGUGCGGGGCGCGCCGCUGUCGUCGUACGUGUCGGUGCAGGCGGAGACGGGCGCGCUGUACGCGCUGCGCUCCUUGGACUACGAGCAGCUGCGCGAGCUGCAGCUGUGCGUGCUGGCCGAGGACGGCGGCGCGCCGGCGCUGAGCAGCAACGUGUCCGUGCGGCUGCUGAUCGUGGACGAGAACGACAACGCGCCGCAGGUGCUGUACCCGCCGCCGGCCGCAGCGGCGGGCUCGGGCUCUGCGGCCUGGUCGGGCGUGGAGCUGGCGCCGCGGCGCUCGGAGGCCGGCGCGCUGGUGGCCAAGGUGGUGGCGGUGGACGCGGACGCGGGCCAGAACGCCUGGCUGUCCUACGAGCUGGCCAAGGCCACGGAGCCGGGGCUCUUCCGCGUCGGGCUGCACAGCGGCGAGGUGCGCACGGCGCGCUCGCCGCUGGCCCGCGACGCGGCGCGCCACAGCCUGCUGGUGCUGGUGCGGGACCACGGGCGGCCGGCGCUCUCGGCCACGGCCACGCUGAGCGUGCUGCUGGCCGACAGCGUGGCCGAGCUGCUGGCCGAGCUGGCCAGCGCGCCCGACGACCAGGCGGCGGCGCCGGGCCAGCCGGCCGCCAGCCUGACGCGCUGGCUCGUGCUGGCCGUGGCCGCCGUCUCGUGCCUCUUCCUGGCCUUCCUGCUGCUGCUGCUGGCGCUGCGCCUGCGCCGCUGCCACCGCCAGCACCUGCUGCCGCCCGACAGCGGCGCCUUGCGCGGCGUGCCCGUCUCGCACUUCGUGGGCAUCGACGGCGUGCGCGCCUUCCUGCACUCCUACUCGCACGACGUGUCGCUCACGGCCGACUCGCGCAAGAGCCACCUGCGCUUCUCGGCCGCCAGCUGCUGCGACACCCUCCCGGCCCGGCCGCCGCCCGACGAGCCCGCGCCGCUGCUCGGGGAAGACGACCCAACCGGCGCCCUCCCCGCGAAUCCCGCCCCUCCUUCGCAAGCUCAGCCCAACACAGACUGGCGCUUCUCUCAGACCCAGAGACCUGGAACAAGUGGCUCCCAGAAUGGAGAGGAAGCUGGAGCCUGGCCCAACAACCAGUUUGACACAGAGAUGCUCCAAGCCAUGAUCCUGGCUUCAGCCAAUGAAGCUGCUGACGGUAACUCGACCCUGGGCGGCGGCAAUGGCACCAUGGGGCUGAGCGCCCGCUACGGCCCGCAGUUCACCCUGCAGCACGUCCCCGACUACCGGCAGAACGUGUACAUCCCGGGCAGCAACGCCACGCUCACCAACGCCGCCGGCAAGCGCGACGCCAAGAACGCCGCCCCCGCCGCGGGCAACAAGAAGAAAUCCGGGAAGAAGGAGAAGAAGUAGUGAAGAAGAAAAAGGAGACCUUAGAGCUACAGGGCAGCCGGCUCCAGCACUCCCCCAAAACCACAGCCCAGGCCGGAGGACGAAUGUGAAUUUUGGUUUUUUUUGUGGUGCAAAAGUAGGAAAUGCUGCGAAUGUAUCUCGUCAUCAUCAGGGCUGAGAGCAGGGGCUCGCUGCUCUCAGGUCUCAUGAUGAAAACCAAUCCGGAAUCCAAACCCAACACAAACAAGUGCCCUGUGAAUAAUGUUUUAUACAAUCCCUCGGGUAUUAGAAUAUGCAAGGGCGGAAGGUCUUUUGCCAUGUCUUUGGAUCCAAUUUGCUCCCAGGUAGUCCAAGAAAGGCACAAGGCUUGUGCUCGGCUUUGCCCAGUGUAAAUAAUUUUAAUGUGGAUCUUUUAAUUUAUAGCCCUUCAGCUAUUUUUUGGAAAGGAAAAGGAAGUUCUUAGCUUAGAGCCCUCGCUCCAGUUCUUUGCUGUUAAAUUUUCCAUUCGUAAAAUUCACCCCCAGUCAACGAUAGCGAUGGAUUUUGGAAUUUGGAAGUUGGUAGGGAGUGCUUCAGUUCCUGCUUACCUGUCAUCUGAGAAAAAAUUUAAAAAAGUGUUUAUAUUGCAUGAGUCAAAGGGAAUAUGGCAAAGCUGCAUCCUAAGCAUUUUUAAUUUUUUUUUUAAGUGUAACCACUAAUGGCCUGAAAUAUGAUAAAGAAAAAGCCCUCCAGCUGUGUGAGAGUCAGGGAAUUCCAUGAGGAGCAUGCUGAGGUGUGCGGCAGCUGCCCCGGCGGUUCUAGGGGUCUCCGAAGAGCAGACACAUCUCAAACCUUCUUUGCAGUAAAUAUUUAUAUGUACAGUCGAUGUUCUUAUGGAAUUAAGGCUAAGAGAGCCUCGCUCCCCGCGGCCAGGCCUGGCCAGGUCCCUGCCCAGGGGACACGGGGACGAGGUUUCACUGUCUGCACACGGUGUCUGCAUGCACGUCCCUCUCCUCACACCUGCACUAGCGCCGUAGCUCCACGGACCCGCACAGUCCUCGCAUGCCCACGUGGUGUGAACGCGCCGGCAGCCGCCCGGGCUGCCCUGGGGAAGGGGUGGGAUGGGGUGGGAUGGCUCAGGCGGGCUGGGGAAACUCAAUAUUGCUUCUAGUUCGGGCCCCAAAGGCUCUUUGGGGUGGUCGGGCGGUUCUUGGGGGUCUCGCCCAAUGGGUGGGAUCCGCGGAGCUGCCGGUGCAUGGCUUUGGUGCAGAGUUGGUGGCUGAGUAAGUGAUGGUUGUUUUGGUGGUGUUUGGGGACCAGAUCUAGACAAGGGACCCAAGAGCAGGGGGUGAUGCUGCAAAACGGGGGGCAGUGACUGGGGGAGUGGCACACGGGGCCGUGCGGGGCCAGCCCAGAGGAGGAGGUGAUGCUCCCGCUGGCUUUGGGCUUCGUAUCCUGCAAGGAGAAUGGAAGGAUGAGGAUCAGAGUUUCUCCAUGUGCCCAUCACCAAAGCACCAGGCCAGCUUCCCAUAGCAAAGCAGCUCUGAGCCCCCAGAGAGGCAGAUGGGGGCUUUGUGUAGCCAGAGCCAGGGGAGGAGCUGUGGGGUGGCCGGGAAGGGGCCACACCGAGUUUCCCAGGGGGGUUUGUGUUGUUUUUUUUUCCUUUUUUAAUCACUAACACGUAACUCACCCAAGCAGAUCCAACCCUUUCAGCCAGGCUCUCCCCACCCCUGCCCCCUUCCCAAGCAGGGCAGCAGGAGCAUCCUCCGUGUUCCAUCCAGAUCCAGCCACCUCCGGCGCUGGCUGCACUGGGAGCGGUUCCCACCCUGUCCCCUGCAGCUGCCACCUGCCCCCCUUCUAGAAAUGCUGUAGCUGAAUCGUAGUCUUUAUAUUUUCUUUUUAAUCUGCAAUCUGAGGUAGCGUAGUGAGUGUCGUGUAUUUAGUGGCGUGUUAUUUUUAAUUGCAGUAACUAACUUGUGGACAUCAGUAUUUUCAAUUUUCUCUGUAUCUUCUUUCCGUGUGGUCUGUGCUCCGAGUGUGCGUGAAAUGAAACACGUUUGCCCUUUCAAUGUGUCUAAUAUUGAAUUAUACUUAUAUAUUAUAUAUAUGCUUAUAUCCUUCUUAUACCCAUAUAGACCAACGUCGAUGUGUUACACGCAAGUUUUAUACUCUAAUAUUUAUAUUGCUUUUUUUCUUUGGGAAAAAAAAAUAAUAAAAUGGUUUCUUCUGAA
Molecule: messenger RNA, 7790 nt
Organism: Camarhynchus parvulus
Lineage: Eukaryota; Metazoa; Chordata; Aves; Passeriformes; Thraupidae
Product: protocadherin gamma-A12-like
Biological process (GO): homophilic cell-cell adhesion
Cellular component (GO): plasma membrane
Molecular function (GO): calcium ion binding
Source: RefSeq, a predicted model, not a curated record